AUGGAAACCUAAAUUUUGAGAUAAUAUUUAAGUUCAAAUGAGACUUACUCAAAAACAGAAGAAGUCAAACUCAAAAUCUUAUAUUCUGAUAUGUGACAUUUUCAUCUUAAAUUUAGUUAAUUUAUAAAACAGAUUCAACUUUCUAUAGUCACAAUUAUCAAAGAUCAAUUUGAAAGUCCGAACACAAAGCUGAUGGCUUUAAAAGUAUGACUCCCUCAAAAAUUAGCUUAAUAAAGAGCUUGUCGAAACUUUCAAUAGCAGUUACAUUUACACACUCCAGAAAACAUUAUUGCCUCUACUCGAAGAAAUAGCUAAAUAUAAAUAUACCUCUGAUGAUCCAGAUCGAGGAGUCACCUAUUUUUUAAAUGGUGAAAAUCCAAAUUCAGGUACCCAUUCUAAACUUAGUAAUGUUAGAUAAUAGAGAUUUACAAAAUACUGGAGAAUAAUUUGUUCGAGUUGUACUGGAAUGUAUAAGAGUUUGGAGUAGAUGGUUCCCUCUAGACUAUCAAUCGUACUACUUAAGCUCUUUUAAGAUAACCUACGAAAAGUUAGUAAAGUUGGGGGUUAAAUUUCCCAAGAUCAUUUAUUUUGAUAGCAUAGAAUAAAAUAUACCUCGUUAAUUAAUACCCUUAUCCAUGAUUAUUUAAUUACGAGAAUUACUCAAAAACUAACUUAAUCUUUCAACUAAAUAAAUAAGAAACUAUCUAGCCAUGAAUCCUGCUCACUUUUUUUAUUAACACAAAUAUAAUACAUUUGGAGAUUUUUUUCAUUAAAUUAAAAACAAAAAUCCCAUCCAAAAGAAAAAGGUCCUUAGAAAGGCUACUUUCUUAUUGGAAAAAGAAUUUGAAAAUCUAGAGACUUUGAAAAAGGAUUCCUCAUAUAAUCCUAUCUCCUCAGAGACUUUGCAGAUUGAAAAUCUUUGUUUGCAAAAUUUAUAUAAUGCUUUUUCAAUCAAAGUACCAGACUUACAAGCUCAAGUCAUUAAAUUGUAGAAUAAAGUGGCUAGUUUAGAAAAAUAACUCUUGGAUAGAGAAUAAAAAAUAAAUUAACUUUAAAAUGAAUUAUAACAAUUGUAAAAACAGUUUUCCACCAAUAUUAAUUAAUUUCUAACCUCCAACAAUUUAACUAAUAGCGAAUUAUUUGAAACGGAUGUAAAUUAAUUCUUAUAAUUAGGUAACAAAAUUAAAAUUACAUUACGGAAUUUAUGAUCAAAGUUAUGAAAUAGAGAAGUUGAAGACACACCUUUAUAAGUCUGAAUUCAAAAUAGAAGAAUUAACUGAAGAAUUAGAUCAAACUAUUAGAAAGAAGAAUUAACUUUUUGAUGAAAACAAAGCUCUAAGUUAAACAAUAUUAGUUUUAGAAAGAAGACUAUUAUAAAAUAAUAAGCAACCUUUAAAAUCUUUAUCAACUCAAUAAUGUCUAAGUGAGUAUCGACAAAAUACUAUGACAAACAUAAGCUAACCAAGCACAAUUGUUUAAAAAAAAUAAAAGAGCUCAGAAUUCUAAAACUCCUUAUUUUUAUCAUUAAGACAACAAAUUCUAGGAUAAUAAUUGUAUAUUAAGACACUUUAAAGCCAAUUAAUUAAGUUUGAUAAAUUUUUAUUGCACUCUGGUCACACUAAUUCUAUACUCUCUUAUCAUACUGCAUCUACCUAAUACAAAGGUAAAUUCUAAAUCUAAAAUUUAAGUCCCUAUGUUCUCUCCAUAAUCUGUAUCUUAACCUAAAUCAAGAGGAUCAAAAGAAAUAGCUUCUCCCUUUGUAGAUUACGAUGGCAAGAUAUUUGCAAUUAUUCCAGAUGCCUUUACUGUUAAAUUUAGGUAAUCUUGUUUGCUUAAAAAAACAAUUUUGCAUUCUGACGACAAUCUUUAAAUUGGAGUGCAAACAAGUUUAUAAUCCAAUAACUAGCUAUUAAUUAAUUUAGUCUUUCACAACAGAACCUAAGAGUAGUUAAACAAUUUAUGUGUUUCAUAUUAAAAGUCUUAGAAUCUAUCCUAUUAGAUUUAUCCUCUUAAUAUUCAAUAAUCCAUGAAAGUAAAUGAUUAAGUAUCCUAAAAAAUAUUUAUUUCGUUUGAAUAACUUCCUUAUUAAUUGUUAGAAUUUUCAAUAAAGUAUACGAAAUAACAAUAAGAGCAUAACCUCAAGGCUUGUCUUCCUUGUUCAAUCAAUAAGUUUUUCACUUUUUUAGAUGUUCCAUAAGAGACUCCAAAAUCUUAUUUUUAUAAUAGUAAAAUCUUUCAAACAAGCUUUUAAAAUCAAAUUGGGUAAUUGCUUCCUGAAUUUUAAAUUAAUUAAAUAAACGAGUAAUUUGUUGAAGCUUUAGCAAGGAUUCAAAUCGAAAAAUCAAUAUUUUUAAUUUCAAUCUCCUCUAAAAAUCAUCAGAUGUAAAUUAAGUUGAAUGGAAAUUAUUAAGAUAAAUUAGUGGAAUGCAUAGUGUCAACCUAUUAAGGGUUAUUUAUGAAGCGAUGA
Paramecium octaurelia is the source of this 2467-nucleotide messenger RNA. Lineage: Eukaryota; Ciliophora; Oligohymenophorea; Peniculida; Parameciidae. The record is from the annotation of a GenBank genome assembly.